Molecule: messenger RNA, 8519 nt
Organism: Columba livia (rock pigeon)
Lineage: Eukaryota; Metazoa; Chordata; Aves; Columbiformes; Columbidae
Gene: CUL4B
Product: cullin 4B
Exons: 21
Coding region: 2209-4872 (887 amino acids)
Biological process (GO): ubiquitin-dependent protein catabolic process; protein ubiquitination; DNA damage response
Cellular component (GO): Cul4B-RING E3 ubiquitin ligase complex
Molecular function (GO): ubiquitin protein ligase binding
Source: RefSeq, a predicted model, not a curated record
GCAGAAGCCCCGUGUGCGGUAUCACGGGCCGGGGAGGAGCGCCCAGGCUCCAGAUCGAACGUGACCCCGAAGGACCGAAGCACAGCGGAAAAUCCUCGGAGGGCGGUGAAACCGGCAGGUCUGCAGGUUUUCCAGCAAGGACCGGGCUCCGCAACACCCGCCUUCCCACCUGCACAGGUGCUUUUUGGAGAUCCCCCGGUGAUGGGAACAAACUCUGAGUUUCAUGCGUGGUUUGUGGCUGUUCUGCAACUUGCGUAUGCUGGCAGACACCUGCCAGACACAGAGAUGGGUUCUCGUAACACAAUUAGGUUAUGUAGUGUUUAUUAGAGUCAAAUUAGGUUUGGCUUGGAGGUGCUUGGCUUCCUCCCGGGUCCCCAGCACCUCACCUCACGUUCCCCUGCUCACCCACAAGCCCCAGACCUGAGCGGUGAGGAGCUCCGUGUUCUGACUAACGGGACGCAGUGGCUGGCUCUUCCCCACCUGAAUGGCUGCCUGGACAGGAACAGCCUCCUGCUCCUCCAGAACAGCGGCACUUGUAUAAAUCCAAUAGUUUCUAAAAAGAGAAAUAGUUUCCAAAAAAAGAAUCCAUACAAAUUUAAGAUCUCUUACACUUCUGCACCUCUUACCUUAUGUGGCUUAAGUGAACACAACAGUUACAGGAAACAGGAAAACAUGACAGCAUAAUCGUAAAAGUUUUAUUUACUCAGCAAACCUGUUUAUUUCUAUUACAUCUGACUUAGAAUGUAACUUAUUAGUGCUUGGGAACUACACAACUUGUUCUAAAACCAGUCAAAAUACAGACUGAAGCUUUUUUCUUUCUUUUAAUCUGGAGAACGUACUUUUCUACACGCCACUAGCGCAAUGUUUCAGGCCUCAGGAGCUGUCUGCCAGUUCACAGUAUCACAGUGUCGCAGUAUGUUUGGGAUUGGAAGGGACCUGGAAAGCUCAUCCAGUCCAAUCCCCCCAUGGAGCAGGAACACCCAGAUGAGGUUACACAGGAAGGUGUCCAGGCGGGUUGGAAUGUCUGCACAGAAGGAGACUCCACAACCUCCCUGGGCAGCCUGGGCCAGGCUCUGCCACACUCACCAUCAAGAAGUUUUUUCUCAUAUUUAAGUGGAACCUCCUGUGCUCCAGUUUGAACCCAUUGCCCCUUGUCCUAUCAUUGAUUGCUACUGAGAAGAGCCUGGCUCCAUCCUCAUGGCACUCACCCUUUAUAUAUUUAUAAACAUUGAUAAGGUCCCCCCUCAGUCUCCUCCAAACUAAAGAGCCCCAGCUCCCUCAGCCUUUCUUCAUAAGGGAGGUGCUCCACUCCCUUAAUCAUCUUGGUUGCCUUACGCUGGACCCUCUCCAGCAGUUCCCUGCCCUUCUGGAACUGAGGGGCCCAGAACUGGACACAAUAUUCCAGAUGUGGUCUCACCAGGACGGAGUAGAGGGGAAGGAGGACCCCUCUGACCACCCCCGUUCUAAUACACCCCAGUUACUCAGACAGAAAACACGCUAUGGAAAAAGCUCCGAAAAGUUACAUUUGUAUCUCUCCAAACCACCGUUUCCACCAGGACAAGUUAGCGUCUCUCUUCUCCACCGCGCACGGAGCUGCCGGCAGCUUGGCGGGAGCUCUGUGGUCAGCAGGGCGGGCGGAAGCUCUCGGAUGAAGCCCUUGGAGGGUUUCUGCUGGAACAAAACCUCGUCGCUUGCUUUGUUGCUCUUUUUGCAGCUGUUUCUCAACAGCGACUGAAUUAAACGAUGCUCUUGGCGAGUCCACGUUUCCUUUGGUAACAGACACACCAGCAGCAGAAAGAGCCACGAAUGAUCCGCGGUCGGUGUUUUUGACAAACGAAACACGAACCCCACACAGCCCGAGGCUUUAGCCCAGUGCGAGUCCACAUAUACUAGAAUCACAUUAAAACGUUGGCACUGAACGAUUACUUAUAAACGUAAGAAAAGUUAUUUCCAACAGAAGCUGCCCGGGCUCUGACCGAUCCCGGUUCGCCCCCCGGUACCUCAGCCGGAGGCUCCUGCGGGACCCGCCCCCGGGGCCGGGCCGGGACCCGGAUACGGGGCGCGCCGAGGGACAAUCCCGGCAGCCCCGCCCCUCCGCGCUCCCGCCACGCGGAAGGCGGCGGCCACGCCCCUUCCCGCAGGACGCGCGCUGCGCCGGCGCGCGAGGCGGGGGAUAACGAGCGCGGCCGUAACGAGCCGCCGGCGAGGAUGAUCACUUCCGGUUUCUCUUCCCCCAACCCCCCAGCUGCAGCCCAGGAGGUCAGACCUGCCACUGAUGGUAAUACCAGCAGCAGCUCCUCCUGCAAGAAGAGAAAGUUAAAUAACAGCAGCAACAGCAAUUCUGAACGAGAAGAAUUUGAUUCCAUUUCUUCCUGCGCCUCUUCUCCUUCCAAAAACACCUCCUCGUCCUCUUCCUCUGUCAUCACCACCUCGUCGUGCUCCUCCUCAGGGGUUGCCUCCUCUAACCAUCACCUCCAGAAGAAGCUGCGCUUUGAGGACUCGGUGGAUUUUAUUGGACUCGAUGUGAAGAUGGCUGAAGAGUCGUCUUCCUCCUCUUCUCCUGCCGCCUCUUCUCAACAGCAGCACCAACAACAGCUCAAAAAUAAAAGCCUUUUAAUUUCGUCAGUGGCCGUGGGGCAUCAUGCAAAUGGCCUGACCAAAGCUGCCUCCUCUACUGUUUCCAGUUUCGCCAACAGUAAACCUGGCUCUGCUAAGAAAUUAGUGAUCAAGAACUUUAAAGAUAAACCCAAAUUGCCUGAAAACUACACAGAUGAAACCUGGCAAAAACUGAAAGAAGCUGUAGAAGCUAUCCAGAACAGUACUUCGAUUAAGUACAAUUUAGAGGAGCUCUAUCAGGCUGUUGAAAAUCUCUGCUCCUACAAGAUUUCUGCAAACUUGUACAAACAAUUGAGACAGAUCUGUGAAGACCACAUUAAAGCACAAAUUCACCAAUUCAGAGAGGAUUCAUUGGAUAGUGUGCUUUUUCUAAAGAAAAUAGACAAAUGUUGGCAGGAUCACUGCAGACAAAUGAUUAUGAUUAGAAGUAUCUUUUUGUUCUUGGAUCGAACUUACGUACUUCAGAAUUCAAUGCUGCCAUCUAUUUGGGAUAUGGGGCUAGAAUUGUUCAGAACUCACAUAAUCAGUGAUCAGAAGGUUCAGAACAAAACCAUUGACGGCAUUCUUCUGCUGAUUGAGAGGGAAAGAAAUGGUGAGGCUAUCGAUAGGAGUUUACUGCGAAGCCUUCUGAGCAUGCUUUCUGACCUGCAGAUCUAUCAAGACUCUUUCGAACAUAGAUUCUUGGAAGAGACUAACCGCCUGUAUGCAGCAGAGGGGCAGAGGCUUAUGCAGGAACGAGAGGUACCAGAAUAUCUUCACCAUGUCAACAAACGCUUGGAAGAAGAAGCAGACAGGAUAAUCACUUAUUUAGAUCAGAGCACGCAGAAGCCACUAAUUGCUACUGUAGAAAAGCAACUUCUAGGUGAACAUUUAACAGCCAUUCUUCAGAAAGGUUUAAACCACCUUCUUGAUGAAAACCGAAUUCAGGAUCUGUCUCUUCUGUAUCAGUUGUUCAGUCGUGUGAGAGGCGGAGUACAGGUUCUAUUGCAACACUGGAUUGAGUACAUAAAGGCAUUUGGUAGCACCAUAGUCAUUAAUCCAGAAAAAGACAAAACCAUGGUCCAAGAACUACUUGAUUUUAAAGACAAAGUUGACCAUAUUAUUGAUGUUUGCUUUCUCAAGAAUGAGAAGUUUGUAAAUGCCAUGAAAGAAGCCUUUGAAACGUUCAUUAACAAACGACCAAAUAAGCCAGCUGAACUCAUAGCUAAAUAUGUAGAUUCAAAGCUUCGUGCAGGCAACAAAGAAGCUACAGAUGAAGAACUUGAAAAAAUGCUGGAUAAAAUUAUGAUCAUAUUUAGAUUCAUAUAUGGAAAAGAUGUCUUUGAGGCCUUUUAUAAAAAAGAUCUAGCAAAGAGACUAUUAGUUGGGAAGAGUGCAUCAGUAGAUGCUGAAAAAUCUAUGCUUUCCAAACUCAAACAUGAAUGUGGAGCUGCUUUCACCAGCAAACUUGAAGGAAUGUUUAAAGAUAUGGAGCUUUCAAAAGACAUAAUGAUACAGUUUAAACAGUAUAUGCAAAACCAGAAUGUACCUGGCAACAUUGAACUAACAGUGAAUAUUCUGACCAUGGGUUAUUGGCCAACCUACGUGCCUAUGGAGGUCCACUUGCCCCCAGAGAUGGUAAAACUGCAGGAGAUUUUCAAGACCUUUUAUUUAGGAAAACACAGUGGUAGGAAGCUUCAGUGGCAGUCAACACUAGGCCACUGUGUACUAAAAGCAGAAUUUAAAGAGGGCAAAAAAGAACUUCAGGUCUCCUUGUUCCAGACACUGGUGCUGCUCAUGUUUAAUGAAGGAGAGGAGUUCAGCUUAGAAGAGAUAAAGCAAGCCACUGGAAUAGAGGACGGAGAGCUGAGAAGGACCCUUCAAUCUCUGGCUUGCGGCAAAGCCAGAGUACUGAGUAAGAGCCCCAAAGGCAAAGAUGUGGAAGACGGCGAUAAAUUCACAUGUAAUGAUGAUUUCAGACAUAAGCUCUUCAGGAUAAAGAUCAACCAAAUUCAGAUGAAAGAAACAGUAGAGGAACAGGCAAGCACUACAGAGAGAGUGUUCCAGGACCGGCAAUACCAGAUCGAUGCUGCAAUUGUACGAAUCAUGAAGAUGCGCAAGACACUGAGUCAUAACCUGCUUGUGUCAGAGGUCUACAACCAGCUUAAAUUCCCAGUAAAGCCUGCUGACCUUAAGAAGAGAAUAGAAUCCUUAAUUGACAGGGACUACAUGGAAAGAGAUAAAGAAAACCCAAAUCAGUACAACUAUAUUGCAUAAACAUAUGUUGGCCUUUGUUUUACUGCACACUUGGUGUCAUACACAGUUGCCAGUGGAUAAACUAGCCUGUUGAUCCUGUUAAUUGACUUUUUAUACUACCGAUGAUUGAAUGAAAGCAGUGUAAUGGAAAAGUAUAGUAGAGUGGACUUCUUUCAGUGGUUAACAUGCCCAUUUAAAGAGUACUAUUUACAUUUUAAGAAGAAUGCUGUUGAACUCUUUGCAUGUUAUUUAGUAAGAUGUGCAGAAAGCUGAAAGAAAGUACAUGGUCUUUGUGAUUCCAUUUGUCUCCGGGUCUGAAGAGGGGUCCCUUGAUAUAUGACAGAUGUCUUUCACACCUUUAAAUGGAAAUAGAAGGUUAAUUAAUAUAAAAAAAUAGCCUUUAAAAUGCUUAAACUGCAUGCAAACUUCUAAUUUACUGUACAGAAUGAAUUUCAGUUAGUAACAUACCAUUGGUUUGGUUGAUGCCCACACUUGGAUGUAUCCCUUGAGGGAGGGGAGAAUGGGGAAUAAGCCAAGCUGUGCUUAUUGCUGAUCUAAUGGAAAAGACAAAAUGGUACCAAUAUGAAACGCUAUAUAAAGUUUCCAGAGUGGGCAUAUAUACUAUAUAUACAAACACCAUUCUUAUGUAACUGCUACAACAAAACAAGUUCAGAUUAGAUUUAUAUGGCUUGCCUAUAAGACUUAGUGUUCACCUUUGGGAAUUUUAAGCAUAAAACAGCCAUAAUGGAAAAAGUGACAGUUUUUACUAGUCAUGGGUAGGAGGCCUUCACCUCUUGGCAGCAAUACUCUAGGAAAGAGAAUCUAUUUACAGAUAUCUAUGAAAAGCCACGCUGUUCUUGUGGUAAAGCUGUAAGAACAAAAAUUACAAAAGGAUUUUAAUACUUACUUUGCUUUGCAACAUUCUAAACUUGAACUAACCUCAAGGUUUAGACAGGGCAGCUCUUGCACGGCUGCCCUGCUUUGGAUUGCUUUAACUUAAAGCUUUAAGAACUCAGCCCUAGAUGUGGCAGGCCUCCUAGAACCCAGAAGCCUACCUCUCAUAUAGAAAGUUAAGUAUUGCUACAAGGCAUCUAAAAUAUAUUUUCUUAGAUGACCAGAGAGCAUUCUUUGCAUCUUUAUAAGACAUGAGAGAAUAAGUCACUUGAAUGUAGAGCUUUGUUUCAACAAAAUGCGUUUUUUUUUUGUUUAUUUUAUUGCUAUAGCAGCAUGUGCCAGGAAUAUAUGGGAAAAAAGUGUCAGCAGAAAAGGUAACUCCUCCAGGUAACAGUUCUUCCUUACCCAGCCAGGCUCUAGACCUACGAUCAGCUGUGUUGCAGAGUACAAUGAAAAACCUCGUCCUCUUUCAGGCGUUGAUAGUCCUGAGGAACACCAGAUAUUGCUUGAAAGCAAGAUGUUACUCUUAUGUAAUGGCAGUAACUGAGCUUUCUAUGAUCUAUAACUUUGAUCACUGUGAUCCCACAUUCAGGGGUGUGCAUGUGCGAGACAGGCAGAGUGUGUGUACAUGUGUGUAGUUUUUUAUCUGACUCAUCCCAUCCUUACUGCUUUCUUGGUCUACUGUUUAAUUCCAUAUUUUCUCCAGCUGUGUUUUCCCUAAAGCUCUUUUAUAUGCAGUCCUCAUCUAACAAAUUAAGCAGAUGUUUUGAGGUUUUUUUCUCCUACUAAAUGAUGUGCUGUUACCCUCUGCUAACUGACAUACAGCUCUUUGUGAAGUGUGGAAAAUCUACCUUAUCCUUUGACACUACUGCAGCAUAACCACUGGUAGACAUCUAGGACCACCCUUGCCUUUGUAAGAAAAAUACUAACAGUAGAGUUAUCUGGUAAGAAACUUGAAGACUGCUCCUGCAAAUCUUUAAGUAUCAGUUCAAAUAGAGAUCCAUUGGGGAGGAAAGGAUGCCUCCCUAAAAAAACCUUCUGUAUUUUUCAUUCAAUGGUCCUUUUUCUUGUGUGUGUUUCGUAUCUUUAGCCAAUAAAAGGUUCCUUUUAAAAAGGUGUUUUGGAAAAGGAGCAUAAAAAACUUACCUCUUUGGGAGACAGGAGAUGAUGAAUAUCAGUAUUGAACUGGUCCCAUUCAGUCUGUUGUGGCAUGUAAAUCUAACACCACCACACGUUUAAAAUGCCUGUUCUGGUGAAAUCCUCCCUCAUUAGACAAGUGUGUUGCAUUCAGUCAAACUAACCAGAAAGGUCUGAAGGUCUAUUUAAUUUUUAGCCCAUCCAUUUCAUUAACUUAAAUGCAGAAAAUAUUAGAGAGGAACUGUCCUCAAAGCUCAUCAGACUCCCACCAUCUGAGGCAGACCCUAAGCAGCUAAAUCUAGUUAAAGCAACCCAAAGACUGGACUUGAGAACCCUGGCCAGGCCGAGAGAGGGGAGGGGAGAAGGCUUCUCCUUCUUGUAUCCUCACGGGUUUUCCCCGAGAACUUGUUCAUCUCUUCUGCGAAGGUCUCGCUCAUUCCUGGUUAUUGACAAAGCUGCAGCCAAGAUUUAUCGUCCAGCCGUACAACUCCGCAGCUUCUCGCUGGGAUCAUGUGCCUGCCUAUUGAGCCAUAUAUAUCUCUGUAGGAAAACAAUUCAAGUGGGCUUGGGCCACAGCUCAUCUGGCUACAACACAGCUUGUCUGUUUGGCCACACAUUUUUAAUCUUGACUCUUGCAUGCAGUUUAUAGCACCUUGUUCAUAAGAAAUUGCAGUUUAUUCUUAGAAAUAUAUAUUUUAGGUUUUUUAAUCUUUAUACCCAUAAAUGGACUAUUUUUUUGUCUUGGCUGGUUUUAAAAGUGACCAUUUUGUUUAAAUGCUGUAAUUGCAAAUGUGUUGUAAACGUCUUUUUGUUCUAUAGUUUACACAAAGGUGCCAAAGUAAAUAGUAAAUAAAACAAGACAAACCCUAGCAAAUUGUUAAGUUGCUUUAGCUGUUCUUCAUAUUUUGGUCUCUUUGUUUGGUCAUUUUUUUCCUAGACAUAUCAUUUCCCCCAAUGCUUUCUUUAAAAGAAAAAAAACAAAAGUGCAUCUAAAGAAAUGUUCAAAUACCACUUUUUUUUUUUUUAGUGAUUUCAUAUAGUAGGAAGAAUAUUUUCUUUGAAACGUUACACUAAAAUUGUAAGAGUACAGCAGCAUUCAAAAAUGUAAUAUACUUUUUGUAUAACAGUUCUUCAGAGUAUGUCUGGAGUGGGGGAAAAACUAACCCUGUUACUUUUCAGAAGCCUCUUCUCUUCCCUCGGCUGCCAGCAUAUGAAGUUGUGCUUUUUCACUGCAUCAGAUGUUAGAGUUUAUGCAGACUUGCAAGCAGGGCAUGUAUCACCAGUGCAUCCUUCGAUGCCAAAAGCAGCAAAACCUUUUUUAUGUUUCAUAAGUCUGAUAUGGGUACAGAGAGUCUUUCUUAAGUUGGUAAAUAAUGUAAAUACAUGUCCUUUCAGAGAGUGAGUCUGUUACCUAGGUAUUUUGUGUCAUUUAAUAAAUAUUAAACAGUUUUGUGUUGAUAAACUCGUGUGUAAAACGCCUUCUUACUCCAAGUUCUGUAUGUUGGGCUUACUAAUGUUUGUGGCUUCUUUAAAUUCUUUAGCCUGUGUUUUGAUAGCAAAAUAAUUGUUUGCUACUUAAAUAUAAUACGAAGUAGCUCCUUCUUCAUUCAAUCAUUAAAAUCCCUUGAGUUUUCUAA